Molecule: messenger RNA, 1472 nt
Organism: Saprolegnia diclina VS20
Lineage: Eukaryota; Oomycota; Saprolegniomycetes; Saprolegniales; Saprolegniaceae
Product: acetyltransferase
Exons: 1
Coding region: 12-1400 (462 amino acids)
Biological process (GO): protein transport; vesicle-mediated transport; small GTPase-mediated signal transduction
Cellular component (GO): cytoplasm
Molecular function (GO): Rab GDP-dissociation inhibitor activity
Source: RefSeq, a predicted model, not a curated record
CUCAGAUUCACAUGGCCGACGAAGCGAAGACGCUCGACUUUGCGUGGCUCCCGGCGGGCACGGAAGCGCUCGCGGACGGCGAGUACGAUGCCAUUGUCCUCGGCACGGGCCUGAAGGAGUGCAUCUUGAGCGGCCUCUUGGCGACCAAGGGCCAGAAGGUGCUGCACAUUGACCGGAACGACUACUACGGCGGUGACUGCGCGUCCUUGAACUUGACCAACCUCUACGGCAAGUUCCGCAACGGCGCCGAGCCGCUGACGGGCCUUGGCUCGAACCGCGACUACAACAUCGAUUUGAUCCCGAAGUUCAUCAUGGCCUGCGGCAAGCUUGUCAAGAUGCUCUUGCACACCAAGGUCACGCGGUACCUCGACUUCAAGAACGUCGAUGGCAGCUACGUGUACAAGGGCGGCAAGAUCUACAAGGUGCCUGCCACGGGCGAAGAAGCGCUCAAGUCGUCGCUCAUGGGCAUCUUUGAGAAGCGCCGCUUCCGCAGCAUGCUCAUGUACAUUUACAACUACGAGGAAGAUGACCCGUCGACGUUCGAUGGCCUCGACCUCAAGACGCAGCCGAUGAGCGACCUCUACGCCAAGUUUGGUGUGGAUGCCAACACGCAGAGCUUCACGGGCCACACCAUGGCCUUGAUGCGCGACGACGAGUACCUUCGUCAGCCCGCGAUUGAAGCCGUGCGUGCUAUCAAGAUGUACGCGUACUCGCUUGAGCGCUACGGCAAGAGCCCGUACUUGUACCCUAUUUACGGUCUUGGUGGUUUGCCCGAAGGCUUCUCGCGCCUCUGUGCCAUCCACGGCGGUACCUUUAUGCUCCACCGCAGCGUCGACGAAGUGCUGAUCGAAGACGGCAAGGCGUGGGGCAUCCGCUGCGGCAACGAAGUCGCCAAGGGCAAGAUCAUCAUUGGCGACCCGUCGUACUUUCCCGCCGAGAAGACGCGCACGACGGGCCAAGUCGUGCGCUCGAUCUUCAUCUUGCGCCACCCGAUCAACAACACGGCCAACUCGGAGUCGUGCCAGAUCAUCAUCCCGGCCGCGCAGGCCAACCGCCACAGCGACAUUUACGUGUGCGUCGUCUCGUUUGCGCAUUGCGUCGCGGCCAAGGACACGUACAUUGCGAUUGUGAGCACGACGGUCGAGACGUCCAACCCGCUCGCGGAACUCGAACUUGGUAUCUCGCUCCUCGGCGAGUACGUCGACCGCUUCGACUCGGUCUCGGACCAGCUCGAGCCGAUUGGCGAUGGCAAGGCCGACAACUGCUUUAUCAGCGCGUCCUACGAUGCGACGAGCCACUUUGAGACGACGUCAGACGACGUCUUGAGCCUGUACAAGCGCAUUACGGGCGAAGAACUCGACAUGAACAUCAACGCCGACUCGACGGACGCGGACCAGUAAGCGCGCCACUGCAUCUUUUAGGUGUAUUUCUCUUUCUACUCUAUCCCAAUCAGUUCACAUCCCGUCAUGUCA